Molecule: messenger RNA, 7885 nt
Organism: Eriocheir sinensis (Chinese mitten crab)
Lineage: Eukaryota; Metazoa; Arthropoda; Malacostraca; Decapoda; Varunidae
Product: transcription cofactor vestigial-like protein 3
Exons: 6
Coding region: 2606-3610 (334 amino acids)
Biological process (GO): regulation of transcription by RNA polymerase II
Cellular component (GO): nucleus
Source: RefSeq, a predicted model, not a curated record
ACGUUUAGACAGGCGAGGCAGUCCGCGCAGCGAGGGCAAGAGACUGGAGGGAGCGAGCCAGCUGAAUGAGGGAGAAUCGACCCCUCCUGUAGAGCCUCCUGGAAUGAAAGUGGGCGGGGUGGGUGUACAGGCAAUAAAACAAGGGCCGGGAUGGCGGGGAGGGCCUGGACCGGGGCCGGCAGGAGGGGUGGUCCGUCUGUUCAAUACUUCAACUAUGUGACUUAUCCCGGCAAACACGUCUGCUCCGCGCGGCACUUCCCCCAAUAACAUAUCUUUCAUACCCGCUGCGAGCCCCUUCUGCGUCCUGUUUCAUAUUGGUCGGGUCUGACGGGCCGAGGGACGCUCUCUAGGGGCGCUCUGAUCGAUGAACUUCGCCACUGAUUGAUUGGUUCUGGUGUUUGCGUUGUUGGCAGCUUCAGGGGGUCGGGUAUUUGACACGCGCUCGCUAACCCGGAGAAUUCGUCCAGUCUGGGAAUUGGUUGGCUGGUCAAACACCGCUGCCCGGCACAAGUCUUCAGCCGCCCAGAGGUCUAUGCUUCUUUUAUCUCAGACGUGGUCUUCGUUGGGAAGCGGCUGGUUCUGCAGAGGUGGCGAUGGUGUGAGGAGGUGUGUGAAGGUGUGCAAGGAAGGUGUGCUUGCGGUGCGAGGUAUGAAGAGAGGAAGGGAGGUGUGGAGGCGAGGUGAUCGUUCAUUAUGAGGGGUGAGCGAAAGUUAACGGGCCCUGGCUUGCGUUACCCAGACGGGCUCACGGUCUGGUAUUCCAAUAUUGUUAAUCGCAUCGUGAUGUGGUAUUUUGGUAAUUUUAUCAUAUUACAAUGAAAAAUUCCUGCUUGCCCCCCAUGGUAUCGGCUGGUAGGGCGAGGGCUCAGUGUGUGGGGCCUGGUGGUGAAGGACACAUCCUCCUCCUAUUCUUCCUCCUUCUGCUGCCGGCCAGGGCGCGACGCUCCUACAGGGUGCAAUCGUGAUAUUUUUCCCGCCCGACAGCUGGCAGGUGGGGGAGGGCGGUGGGCGGGAGGUGAGGAGGAGACGAGGCGGUGCGAGGCGGGGUGGGCGUCCGACUCUUCCGCCUCUUGCAUCAUAACUCUGCCGUGAGUACCUCUGCCUGAAGGUACCGCUGAGGGUGGCGGCAGGCAGAGGCGCGACCAGAACAAUUGAAAAUCCUUGCUUCGUGCGUUGGUGCGGCUGACGGUGCUGGUGCCGCCGCGGGGAGGACAGUGAACGAGGGUGCGGGAGUGAGCCACGCUAAUCUCUUGACCGCAAAGUUUAUGGUGAGUUAUGGUGGAAUGAAGUGAAAAAAAGUCAUAUGCAAUUAACUAUGGCGAUGUCAGUCCUACCAGCCAAGAGUGUGGCUACUCAAAAAUAGUUAUUGUGAUGAUCGCAUUCGGAUAAAGGUUGGAUGUUGACGAGAAGUGGUAACACUGCUCCUGAUACAACGUGGAUGGCAGGGGACAUGCCUUCUGUCACCCACACACAUCCUCAUCGUGCGUCGCAGCAAAUUAUGGAUGCCACAAUUUCGCCAUAACGAUGUAUAGAGCAGCCUGCGCCUCCUGCGACGACGACUACCACUGCGCGAAUACCCGUGAAUAUAGUUUACUAUUACUUUGUUUUAUAUGGGCAACUUUCCCUUCGUAGAGUUUUUAAAGUCACAAAAAGUUGUUUGUGGAGAUGUGAUUGAAGUAAGGCAGCAGUACACAUAAUUAUCACUUGCAAACUUGUUAACUUGUGCGCAUAAAUUAGAAGUGGAUAAAUGAGUAUUGCAUCUUGCAUAUAUGUUUACUAAAUUAUUUCUAGAGGUAGAUCCAAGGACGUGACGGCUGUGAAGGAGAAACACACAUUGAAAAUCGACAUUGCCCACCAUAAUAACUUAGAGAACUUAGUCCUGGAAAAGAUAACUUAGUCCGAAAUAUAAUAAUAAUAAGAAAAGAGCAUGUGCUUGGUGAUAAUGAAAAAAAUUAGCAUGCUUACAAAAUGCAGUUAUCAGAAAAAAUAACAAACUUUAGAAGUGUGCACGCUGAGUAUCCACAAACCACUAUUACUCAAACAAGAUGAACCAGUGUGAAUAAGUGUGUUAUUGAUAAUGGAAACAAGUGUAGCUACAGCGAGAACACUUCAACUAACCCAAAUUCGUGUCGAGAACAGGGAAAACUCGCGCAUAUGAGUGGAAACAGCAUCCGUGUAAUCUAUGGAAAGUUAACAAGUAGCUAUUCAGGAAAGCAAGACGCAUAUACUGAAGGAAAUACAAAAGAAACGCCUAAAAUAACGAAAGUUCGAUCGUAGUGAAAUUAUGGAAAACCUGAGCAUAGGAGUAAAAACAGCAACCUAGUAAUGUGUGAGGAGUUAAACAAUAUAUGCAAGACGAAUAUACUGAAGGAAAUACGAGAGGAACGCCUAAAAUAACAGAAAUUCGUAAUGAGAAUAAGGAAAAGAUCAUUGGAGUGAAAACAGAUAAUACUCAGGUAAGCAGGACGGAUAUGCUGAGGAAAACACAAGUAAAUAUGUACCAAUAAGAGCUAGGAGUGAAAAGAGACAAUAUUCAAGGCAAGCAAGACGAAUACACUGCAGGAAAUACAAGUUAAUGUGUUCCGAUAGGAGUUGAACAGUGGUGAUGGUGGCGGCGUCGCGGCCCCCCACCAUGAGCAAGCUGCCGAAGUACCGCCUGCAGGACGUGGGGGCCGGGGGCGCGGGCUCCUCACAGACACCAACGCCUGACCUCCAGACUCAGCAGCAGCAGCAGCAACAGCAACAGUUUGCCGCCGCUGUUGCGUCCACGAGUACGGCGUCAGCACCUUUGCCACAGACCCCAGUAGCAGGCGCGGUCUCGGCCACAGCAGCAGCACCUCCCGCUCCCGUCCCUCCCGCCGCCGUUGCUGUGUCGGCUGCUGCGGCUGCUGCUGUCACCCACGGCGGCGUGUGCUCCUCCCCCGUGGUCUCGCAGCAGCAACAGCAGCAGCAACAAACACAGCAGCAGCAAGCGGUCUCCCAUGCAAUCAAAACCGACGAAAAGGGCGAGCCGCAGCACGCCGACGCCCACUACAUUUCCGCCAACUGUGUGGUGUUAACUUACUUCAGCGGCGACCUCGCGACGGCCGUGGACGAGCACUUCUCCCGGGCCCUCACGCAGUCCUUCAGCAAGACCAGCAAGGACCCGUGCCCGAUGUCUCAAAGGAACCUCCCAGCCUCCUUCUGGAACAGCCAUUAUCACGCGGGGGUGUCGGGCUACGGCGGCGCGGGUGGCUCCGUAGCGCUGGCAGGGCACGAGGGCCUCUACCCAGACUACUCCAGCCUGCACGGCCUCCACCAGGGCGAUCCGUGGGCCUACAACUUCACCGCGGCGGGACAGUACCCUCACCACCGCUCCAUGGCUGACUUCACCUACAUGCCCUCUUCCUCAAGGUAUCCCCACAACUACUCGUCCUUACUGAUGGGUCGCGCGCCGCGGCUGCCUCAGUGCGUGGUGGGGAAGGCUGACCCCUGGAACCCUGCGCCCCGCCUUCACGAAGAGAUGACCUUUGACCCCGCCGCCGCCUACAGCCACCACUUCUCGUCCAUGUCAGGGUUGGAGGGCACCGGAGCCACGCAGGAGGGCAGCAAGGACCUCUAUUGGUUCUAGUCUGGUCACCGCCACCACCACACGCAGCAGUCCACGCCGCAGCCUUAACGCCACGCUGCCAAAGGACGACGGUGAAGACGCAGCGUUAGAGCGAGGGUUCAGUGGGGACGUGGCGGUGACAGACUAGUGAGCGUUCCUGUUCUGACUGUUUGUUGGUGUGCGCAAAAAACUCAUGACGGUGGGAAAAUGGAAACUGUGGCGGUGAAUCUUGACAAAUGAUGCUCUGUGUGAAGUGUAUAAGCACUGUCGAGUGAUGUACAGAUAAUAAAAUGGAAGACAGUGCGGUGAAGAUUCUGGUUACGGUGGUGUCAUGGCUGGGUCUAAGCAGUGACGAGUGAUGUGAAAAGAAUUAAACAGAAGACAGCGCGGUAAAGAUUCAAGCGACGGUGGUUUCAUGUCCGAGUCUAAGCAGCGUCGAGUGAUGUGCAAGGAAUAGAAUAGAAGACAGCGCGGUAAAAAUUCGGAUGAUGGUGAUUUUAUGUCUGGGUAUGACGCGCAGACACUAACUUAGAGCUCACUGAUAAUAAUGAUGACUUAUAUAUCUUGGUGUACCGAGUUUCCACACGACUGUGAACAUUACGCGAAGACAUAUAUAAAAAAGACUUACGGGGUGGCGCUAGUGAACGGAGGAAAACCUUAAUGGAAAAAAAUAUAUGUGAAGGUUUAUUUUACUGCAAUUACGCAUAUUACCGAGACCUAAAAGAAAACAAAUUUCCCAACAACGUAGACAAAUGACAAACUGGAUGAGCGAAGACGGCAAUGGAGAAGAAACGGUGACAAGCGGCCAAGGCGGUGAAUCGAAUACUUCACUGGUGUCUGAGAGUGAAGAGUACGGACAUGUCUUCGGUGAGUAAAAAGAACCUCGGCAGAAAGAAAGUGUAUUGGUGGCAGUCAUGGUCAUGGGAAAAAUUACAAGGAGGACCAACUUACUGUGAAAUACGAAGGACAAUUUUACUUUAACGGCAAAUAAACAGAACACCAGACCCGCACAGUGGAAAAUGAAGCACAUAAAACGGAAAAUGCAUCGACAACAGGUGUGAACGAACAGUAAUGACCGCGACAAUGUAAUGUGUCCAGAUUAGUGAAAUUAACGUGUUUGUUCGCGCUGCCCAACCCUCGUCAGGAUGUGUAUCGAUCUGCGCAUAGCGAGGAUAGAGUGAGUGACGGUGAGCGUGUCGGGAACAGGAAAUACACGCGUGGUUAUCAGCGCUGCCCACACUCCGACAUGAAAAGUAUUUGUAAGCGGGUAAAAAGAAAAGGCAAGGCAUAUUAGUGACGGAAAACGUGUCGGAAACAGGAAAUACACGCGUGGUUAUCAGCGCUGACAACACUACACAAUAUGGAAACUAUUAACACGAGUAAAAACAGACAAAACAAGGAAGAUUAGUGAAGGAAACUGAUAGAUUGUUGGAUUAUUUAGUCACGCCGCCGCAUAGUGACAGAAAACCAAUUCCUGAAUCCCUCGUGGCAGCUAAAAAGGACUGUAGGUUUAAGAGCAUCGGGUUGGGAUGAAACUUAGAGGAAAGGGUGUGUCACGGCGCCGCAUAGUGUCGGAAACCACUCCCUGCACCCCGCGUGGCAGCUAUGAGGGAGUGUAGGUUUAAGAGAGUCGAAAUGAGAGGGAAUUUAAAGCAAAGGGCGUGGAAGUGAGCGGUGUUGGCCCCUCCCGACGCGGCGGCCUCCAUGACACCGCCGCUUCCGCUAACACUGGACUGGAAUGCGUUAAAAGUGUGGUAAUCAUAUGCCGUAGAGAGCGGAAAUUUACGUUAUCAUGUCAGAGUGAAAGGAAAAAUAAAACGGAUUACUGAACAGGAAAGAGACCGAAAUAAUUCACACACACAUACACGCUCAUACAAAAAAUGCGUUGUAAAUGUGGUAAUCAUAUGCCGUAGAGAGCGGAAAUGUGCGUUACCAUGACAGACUGAAGGGAAAAAUAAGUCACAAUACUUAGAAGGAGUGAAACCGCAAAAUAAUUAACACACUCAUACACGCACACGCACACACAAAAAAAUAUAUACAUUUGCACAUACGCCAAUUUCUUAAACAUCGUAUUAGUAUUUAUCAGCAGUUAUGUGGCAAAUUUGGGUUUUUUAUUUCCAUUUUCCGUUGGAUUUUCACAAAUUUGAGUCGACAGAUUACCAACUCAGUCGUAAAAUGUUAUAUAAAAAAAAUCAUCAAAACCAACUUACCACGCCUUGAAAAACGGAUCAGAAAAGACAAACCAGCCACUUUAUAGUUUGUUGAAGACUAAUACAUACACACAUACACAUACAUACACACACACCUGAUCCAUUCCCUUCGCGGUCACGAGUUAGGUUUUCAGCGUCUCCUCCCAGCCUUCCUGAGCGCCGUGGAUUGAGUGCUGAGCCUAAGGAGUGUCAAGACAGAAGAGGCGGUGGAAAAGGAUGAUCCAGAGUAUAAAAGAUAACAAAAAAGGAACUUAUAUGAGAAAUGAUGAAAAGAAAUCAAAUACGACUAAGAAAUCUUCAAAAAAUGCGGAAAUAAGCACAGCAAAAAGAACACAGAAUAUAAGAACAACAAAUAUAAAAGAGAAAUGAUAAAAAGAAAUGAUAUACGACAAAGAAAUCUUCAAAAACUGCAGAAACAAAGCAUUACAAAAAUAAGAGAGCAUACAACCACAACAAAUAUAAAAGAGAAAUCACAAAAAGAAACCAUUCACGACAAAGAAAUCUUCAAUAAACGCAAAAACAAACCAUUCGUCUUCCACAACCCAACGUCACUAACCAGACAUAUUUUUUCUUCGCCACGAGGUAAAUUCCUGUACACGUGGUAAGUUAAACGGAGCAGUACAACACUAAUGAAUAAUAUGAUAAGGACGCAGUGUUCAAGGGAGGAGGAAGAAGACUACGCCGGGGACGACUUAUGCGUUCAAGCGUUCGUGUGUCCUCCCCCUUUAUAUAUUUGUACAUAGAAAUUUACAUAUACAAGGCUAGAGAUACUGACUUCCAUGACAUGUGUUAAUAACGAGCCCCGUGUACCUGUGAGUGUAGUGAGGCAAAUAUUCAUAAAACGAUACUCAUUUGUUUACGUGCUGAGUAAGUGUGUUCGAUUCCCUAUGUAGGAUUAUGCAAUGGAGGAAGUUCGGGGUCUGAUUCGGUUCUCGGUGGUAAAUAUAAACGAUAGAAGGGGUUGAGUUACUUCCCUUAUCUCUCUCACUUGUUCGGUAAAUUUGUUAUAAGGGAAAAAAAACAAUCCUCCAUUCCAUAGUCUCAUGUUAUUCCUUCAUUCGAGUCUAUUUCAUGUUGUUUCCAGUAAUGACGUGACGAUAUCUUUGUGCCCGGCCGGUGUGAGAUGUCGGCGGUGACUGAGCUGGAGGUAUAAGGAGAAAGGAGCGUGAGGCGUGAGUUGAGGCUGUACACGUUUGACUCUUGUUAUCAUGGUAAAUACGGGGCACCACGGAGGUUAGCCGAGUCACCGUCUUCGUCACUAUUCAGAGCGAGCCUUCACCAAGACUAAUUUGUCACUUGAGUGGUGAUUUAGACAACAGCCAGUCAGUCUCCACGCGUCACACUCAGAAUUGGUGAUGUAGAAGUGUUCAGACGACUGGCUUACCAACUCUAGUGACUGAUCGGCCUUCACCAAGACUAAUCCGUAACUAGAGUGGGGAUUUAGACAUCAUCCAUAUCAGUCUCCGGUCUUCCCAUCCAAUACUGGUGACGAGGUUCUGUUCAGACGACUGGAUCACCAACUCAAGUGACUGAUCGGCCGUCACCAAGACUAAUCCGUGACUAAAUUGGUGAUUAAGAGAGCACCAGUCGGUCUACACGCGUUAUAUCAAGUGUUGGUGACAUGGUACUGCUGUGACGUCUGGGUGUGGUGCAGGGUGACGGGUGAAUGGUGACGGAUGAUUGGUGAAUGGUGACGGGUGAAGGGUGGAUGGUCUGGGUGACGGGUGGGUGCUGUGGCUGCCCUCCCCAUCACCCCUCAUCACCCCUCACCCCUUUAACAGCUGCCACGUGUCGUCAGAUGAUCUCCCCAACCCUCCCCUCUCCUCCCUCCUCCCUUUCCUCCCCUGUAAGACUCACGCGCUGUAUAGUUACCGCUUGCGACACCUUGAAUAAACUCUAGGACUAUACAUACAUACCUACAUUAACCCGCAGCAAGUUAUUUUAGGUGGUAUACUAAUGAAUUGAUAUUUUUUUCACGUUAAGAAAUGUAAUAAAACUGUUCGCUACUGUUAUUGUGAUUUUCUUUUGUUGUUCUCCAGCUGACCCAUGAGAGUUAUGAUGCAAGAUAGUGUGUGUGUUUAGGAUU